This is a messenger RNA of Mus caroli (Ryukyu mouse), 1276 nucleotides long. RefSeq names its product centromere protein M (gene Cenpm). NCBI's taxonomy places the organism in Eukaryota, Metazoa, Chordata, Mammalia, Rodentia, Muridae. The record is from RefSeq and is a predicted model, not a curated record.
GGGCCUUGCGACGGUUUGAAAGCGCCAUGCGCUGAGCCGAGUGGCGCUGCUGCCGCUGAGAUGUCGGUGCUGAGGUCGAUGGACAAACUGCCCGACCUGAACAGGGCUACCGUCUUGCUGGUGAGCACCGAGGAUGCGCUUCUGCAGCAGCUGGCGGAGUCGAUGCUCAAAGACGACUGUGCGUCCGAGCUGAGGGUCCACUUGGCCAACUCCCUUCCUCUGCCCUCCAAUGUGAACCGGCCCCGAAUUGACCUGAUUGUGUUUGUGAUUAACCUGCACAGCAAAUACAGUCUCCAGAAAGUGGAGGAGUUUCUGCAGCACGUGGACAGCAGCUUCUUCCUGGGGAAAGUGUGCUUCCUUGUCACAGGGGCGGGACGGGAAAGCCACUGCAGCGUCCACCAGAACACAGUUAUAAAACUGGCCCACACCUACCGAAGCCCGCUGCUCUUCUGUGAUUUACAGGUGGAAAGCUUUCGUGCAGCCAUGGCGCGGCGCCUGGUGCGCAUUCUGCAGAUCUGCGCUGGCCACGUGCCGGGCGUCUCCGCACUGAACCUGAUGUCCUUGCUGCGGAGCCCCGAGAACCCCCCAUCCAAGGAGCUGUGAGCACUGCUGCCCUCCACACGUUUGCUGCCAGUUCCAAAAGCAGCCACUAUUGGCGAAGACCAGUCAGGGCCUGACAGGCCCAGAGGCAGCCUGCUCACUGCAGGACUGAGCUCCACCAGGGAGGUCUGCUGGGCAGGAGUCGGGGAGAGAGCCCAGCGAGACCCCAGCAGCCUCCCGUUUCUCGUCUCACCCCACAGAGGUCCCAUCUGCGCCUGUCUACCAUCAUAAUCCACCUAAGAUUUUAGAACAAAAAGCCUUGGCUUUAAAAAGAAAGAAAGAAAGAAAGAAAGAAAGAAAGAAAGAAAGAAAGAAAGAAAGAAAGAAAGAAAGAAAGAAAGAAAGGAAAUGUGUUGUAGAUGCAGAAACUGACUCAGUACAAUUGCGGGGGCAGAGUGUGGCUUCCAGGAGCCCAGGGAAAAUGUCAUGUCCAGGCCCUGCGUUUCUUCCAGCCUGGCUGUUGUAUUCUGGUGCCCGUUUUUCCUGUAAGUGGAGCUGGUUCUACUCACGUUGAGAGGAUUGAAGGAAAUGACAGGUGGCUUGCUGCCCAAGACCACAUUGCUCCCUACAACUUGUCGGUCUCUCUUGUAGAUCACACACAGUGUCAUGCCUCACACUGUAACAGCAAGGCCAUCAGCAAGCUACCAAUCACAUUAAAAAAAAAAAAAAAAGCAAU